UUGAAGACCAGAAAUUGCAACUUACUGAAUUUUAAAUUUAAAAAAAAAAAAAAAAAAAAUUGUCCGGCUGUGGAAGAUGGAUCCUCAUUUUUGCAGCCACUUUGAAUCACAAGUUCAUCUUUAAAUGCACUGGGGUUUUUUUGUUGGUUUUUUUUUUUUUUUUUUUUUGGUUUUUUUUCUUUUUUUUUUGAAGAGCUAACUAACCCUGGCUGUCUCCAGUCUGACAGUAUUCAAAUGGACUUGCUUCCUCCAUUAGUUGUAAGAUGUUUAAAAGCACAUCCUAUGUUUGAAUUGUGGAUGAGAGGUUCCCUUGGCAAUGUGAGGAGGAAAAUUCUUUCUACCCCUUUAUUAUUAAUUCACGGAUUCAGUGUUGGUUCGGCCUACAGGAGAAGUUAACUGGAAGUCUUUGAAGAUUGAUAUCUUUGCUGAAGUUGUCCAGGGUUACUUUUAAAAAGAAGAUUUCACUGAUCAAGCCAGUGGAAGACUUUCAGUCCAAGAAAGAGUGAAGCCAGCUCUUGCCAAGAGUGGAGAAAGUCCCUGUUGAGCAAACCCUUAGUACCAAGCUUAUUCUAAGAAUUCGUCCAUUAUGUCUAACCAAGGAGAUGACUGCUACUUCUAUUUCUAUUCCACAUGUAACAAGGGAGACAGCUGUUCCUUCCGCCACUGUGAAGCUGCUCUGGGAAAUGAAACAGUCUGCACGCUCUGGCAGGAGGGUCGCUGUUUCAGGAAUAUCUGCAGAUUCAGACACAUGGAAAUUGAUAAAAAACGCAGUGAGAUUCCUUGCUACUGGGAGAAUCAGCCAGUAGGCUGUCAAAAAUCCAACUGUGCUUUUCAUCACACAAAAGGACGUUAUGUUGAUGGACUCUUCUUACCGCCAAGCAAAACUACACUUCCAAGUCCACCUGAGUCUGCAGAAGAUGAUGUGAAAAUGGCUCAGAUGUCACUGCAGCAAAACAAACUUUCUGUUCAGUCAAAUCCCUCUCCACAGCUGAGGGGAGUGAUGAAAGUGGAAAACUCUGAAAAUGUCCCGAGUCCUACACAUCCUCCAGUUGUAAUCAAUGCUGCAGAUGAUGAUGAAGAUGAUGAUGACCAGCUUUCUGAAGAAGGAGAUGAAACUAAAACACCUGUCCAGCAACCAGCUACAGAAGCCCAUAAUGGAUUGAGAAUAAUUUCCACUAGGAAAUCCAAUGCUAAUACAAAGCAAGAUGACAAUUUGAAUUUCGGAAUAAAAACACUUGAAGAAAUCAAACUGAAAAAACUAAAGGAAAAAACAAAAAAACAAGAAGGUCCUUCAGGAGUUUCUGUUCAUCCGCUCCAAUCUCGGACUAUUCCUGUGCCAGAAAAGGAAAAUGUGCGGACAGUAGUGAGAACUGUGACUCUGUCUACAAAGCAAGGGGAGGAGCCUGUGAUUCGACUGAAUCUUGCUGAGAGACUGGGUAAACGGAAAACCUCCAUAGCUGGUAAAAGUGUCCUUCCACUAAAGCGCAACCUUGCUGAAAGGCUGGGGAAGAAGAUAGAGAUUCUAGAGAACGCCGACAAAGCACCAAAGAGAGUUCAAGUCCCCAAGUCUCUGAAGGAGAGGCUAGGAUUGCCCUCUGAACAGACCAGUACAGAGACAGAGAAGGCUGCUAAGCCAACAGGAGAGAUCCAUGUCAAAACACUGGAGGAAAUUCGUCUUGAGAGAGCUAAUCAGAGACGAGGAGAACCUCAAGCUAAACCCCAAGCUGAAGGACAUUGUAACACAGAAGAUCCCAGCUCGGGGACAAGACCUUCCCCUGCAGUUCGCAUCAAAACUUUCUCAGGAGCCCUGGCUGAAAAAAAACAUAAGCGAUUGGAAGAAGAGAAGCAAAAAGCAGAAGAGUUUCCUACAAAGACAAAAGCUGAGAGUGAGCCCAAGAAGCAGAGCAUACUUGCUCCAUCUGUGCUGGGCAAAGUGCAGCUGGAAGAGCCAGCAGGUAAAUCCAAGCCAGCAGGAGAGGUGCGUAUUAAAACCUUGGAAGAAAUCAAGCAGGAGAAAGCUCUGCGGAUGCAGCAGAGUGGAGAAAAUGCGCCAGCUCCACCAGCACAACCUGAACCUGCCCCAACAGGGAGGAGAUUGUUGCGGAUCACAAAGCUAAUAGCACCUGGAAGAGAAGAGAAGAAGGUAGUGGAACUGAGCAAGACUUCUCCCAAAGCUGUUUCUGCACCUGCAGAGCCCUCUGAUCAAAGUGCAACUAAUUCUAAAGUUCAAGUGAAGAGCCUUGAAGAGAUAAUGAGGGAGAAGCGGCAACUGAAACAGCGCCAAGAAGAGAAGCUUCAGAAAGAAGCAGCUGCUGUGCCAUCUCGUGCUGAAAAAGCAAUCAAGGAUAAAACUCCGGCAUCGGGGAGUCCUGAAUCCACCUUGGUUUCAGGGUCAGCUUAUCAAAUUGCGAAGAGGACAUUGGCGAAAUCUCCAGAAGAUGGGGUUGAAAGCCCAGGAAAGGAUGCUGCUGUAUCACCAGGGAAACAGGCAGCUCAACUUCUGGAACGGAAAGCUAAAA
This is a messenger RNA of Phaethon lepturus (White-tailed tropicbird), 2519 nucleotides long. Its product is annotated as zinc finger CCCH domain-containing protein 11A-like. The annotation marks the transcript as partial. The transcript is spliced from 14 exons. Gene Ontology annotation, molecular function: metal ion binding. NCBI's taxonomy places the organism in Eukaryota, Metazoa, Chordata, Aves, Phaethontiformes, Phaethontidae. The record is from RefSeq and is a predicted model, not a curated record.